AUGGAUAAUUAAAGUGAACAGUUUAAUGGUUCGAACUUUGUAAUUGGAAGUAACCCAUUAUUUACUAAAAGUGAAUUGGACUGGUUUGAUUUCGAGACACGUAUUCGUAGAAUUAUCUAUGACCUGCUGCUCCCAGUCAACACUCGUAUGAAGGAAGUUAAAGAUACAAAUGAACACUCAAGACUGAUUGUUAAUAAUAUGGAGAAGUCAGUUAACGAUUUCAGACUUACGAACAAGCAUUACGAUAUGAGAAUCAGGCAGAUUGAAGAAAUCGCCAAGAGACUUUACAAAUUGGAAGAGGAGUAAACAGCUGUGGACUAGAAGAUUCACGGAGUAACAAAGAAUGUGGCUAACUUGCAUCAGCAAAUAAUUGCAUUCUAGGGAGCGAUUAACACGCAGUUUCAUACUCUUGAGAAGAAUUUCAAUAGACAAGGAAUGUAUGAUUACAUUUAGGAAUAAGUAGAUGGUAUAAAGAAUGAGUAUAUUAAAGAGGUAAUUGAGGCAAAGCAAGAAAGAGAUCGCUACUUUGACACCUACAAGGAGUAGGUAGACAAUCUCACUGAAUCAAUUAGAUUGCUUUAAGCUAGAUCACUUAAAAUGAGUGAAGAGUUAGUUUCAAACAAUGUAAAGGUCAAAACCUAUGAGAUGCGAAGCACAAAAAUUAGAGAUAAACUCAAAGAAGUGCAUGAGAAAGUAAAAACAAACAAGAAUAAACUUGAAGGUAUAAACGGCCUAGACAAUCAUAAGAAAGAUGUUUCAGUGAGAAUGGCAUUCAUAGAGAACUAUAUUAUGAACACAAUACCUAUUUAAACACAACAAUUGAUUACUAACGCAAUGUAGCAAUCAUAAAAUACAAAAAGUAGAUAGUCAAAGUUCGCUUCAAUAUUUUCAAGCUAAAUCUAACAAUUAAUAGCUGAACAAAAGAAGCCUCAAAAUGAUGAAAAUAAAAGUUAAACUGGUAGCCCACUUAAGAAAUCUUCACAAAUAAGUUUGCCCUAAGUAAACAUUGAGAAUUUAAGCCAUGGAAAUGUAGGUGGAGGGUAAGGACCACUAUCUUCAAAUGAAUUUCAUCAAAACAGUGCUAAGAGCUUACAAACUAAUUAACAGUAAAAUCAGUAAAAUCAGUAAAAUCAUGUGUAGCUGAGUCCUAGGACAUUAAGAAAAAUGUAGGAAAAUAAAAACUCUGAAAAUAAUCAAAGUCUAAGCAAUCUUUAUGCAAAUAUGUAAGGCUCAAAUAAUAAUUAAAACCCCUCCGUAAUGAAUUUCAUGAAUAUCAUGAAAGGCAGUAGUUUAUUCUAAACAAUGGUCUAGCAUUAGAAUUAAGUAGAGAACAACUUCAGAAAUCAUCAAACUCAGCAGAGCAUUUAGCUCGCAAACCAGAUGCAGCUUCUGCAACAAUAAGUAACCUAUUAGCUAAUGCAAAAUCAAAGCAGGAAUAAUAGUAAUGACUCCCAAUAGCUAAAUAAUAAUGCCAAGGAUCAAAGAGUAUCUUUCUCACCCUUAUCAUCUAGCAAAAACAUCACAAAAAACUUAUUCAGUCCAAUAAGUUCAACUAAGAAUGACUAAUAAAAUCCAAGCAAUUAAGAUGACUUCCAAAGCAAAGCUCUCAGUGACAAAGGUGAUUCUAAUUCUAAAAGCAAAAGGCUAAGUGUUGGGAAAAGAGUGCAUGGUCUAAGCAGAACUAAAAAGAAGUCAGUAAGUAUUGUUGAUAAGAAGAACCAACCUAGAAAAUCAAUUACAAGAGUAGAUGAUAUCCCCUCCAAGCGUUUCCUAUAUUAAGAUAGAGAGAGUAAGGGCCAUUAAAGUUCUGACAGUGCAGUAUCAGGGACUGGAUAUGCUAGGCAACGAACAUAAUCGCUAAAACAAAUGGAUUCAAUAGUCAACAGAAUGGCUGCAAAGAUUGAUGAAACCAGAAGACAAUCUGAGUUCCCUUAGCAAAGCAGUCAUUAGGCGGAUUCCUCAUCCACGCCUAUGAGGCAACUUUUUAUGAAUUUAAAGUUCAAUACUCCAAUAUAAGAAGUUGAUAACUCAUUGUAUGGCUCAGAGUCUGGCUCUGGAUCUGGUGUUAAUAUCGUGGCUGGGCUAGGCACUAUUGCUAAUAUGGCAGCCAGCUAGAACGCAAAUAAAAAUCAAUUAAAUCCAAAUAUCUAUGAGUAGAGCGAAAAAGAGAAGACUAGCAGCAGAUAAAGUGAUGAAUAGAGGCCAUUCAGUGAAAGCUCUAAAAGCAGAUCAUCUAAACAAAGUAAAAAGUCAGCUCAAAAACCCAAGAAGAAGAGGACCAAGAAAAUAAAGCUAAAUUAGGACGAGAUAAAGGAAACAGAGAGGGAGUCAGAGGAUGAAAAGGAAGACAGCGAUGACGACUUGGACUUCGAUGACGACAACAGUGUGAGUGUUGAGAAUGUAGAUGAAGAUGAAAAGGCUCAAUAGCAUAAUCUAGGCUAGACUGAGUAAAUUAUGGAAGACGAUGACGAAGAACUAGACUCUGAUAGUCUUAGGACUGAUACUCUCACAGAGACUUCCUUGGACGAGAGACUUAAAAGUGAGUUCAGAUAGGUGAAUAUCAAAGUUUAAGACCUAGAAGAGAAAGUAGCAUACUUGGAAGGUAAACUUAAGUCAAAUGAAAAAGACUUCUCUAGGAAAGUGGAUCUUUCAAAGUCACAUAUAGAGUUAGUCGUGGAAGGUCUCAAGGACGAACUGGAAAAAUUGACUCACAGAUGGCAAAGAUUCAAAACAGACAACGACUUAUUUAACAAAGAGCAGCAGAACAACAUCAGCAAAGCUCGCGAUGAGUGCAGGAUAGUCAGGGAAAACAAUGAAACUGUGCUUGAUCUGUUCUAGUUGAUGCAGGAAAGUAUCAGGAUCCUGAUUGCAUUGCAAAUCUAAGACGAGAUAGAUAGAAAGUCUCUAUCCCUUGUUGGCCAGAAAUCUCAUUUUGUCAAAGCAAGCAGAGAAAAUGCACUACAGUCAUCUUAAAAUAUAAGGACAUAGCCCUCGUCACCCAGAGGAGCAGUUGGAGGUGUAAUUGAGAGAGUCGUGUUCAACUAGUAUAUUCAGCUAGAUCCACAAUGUCUGAGUUGCUCAUAAAAUCCAAAUGAGAUAAAAACUGCCUUCAAGUUGGCUUGUCUUUCCUAUAAGCCUUCAAACAUUGAGUUUAAAAAUAUAAUAUUUGAAAGGUAAAACCUGCUACAGCUACUGACAUUCGUCGUGGAUGAGACUGAAGUCCUAGAAAAUCAGUUGGCUAGAUAAAGUCAUGAGCACAAGAUCAUCAUGAACAAGCUUUUAAACCGAGUCACAGUCUGGUAGAAUGAGAAGAUUCAAAGGUCUUUUGGAGUUGAGAAACUCGGAGACAACCUGAAUCACAGUGGUCACCAAAGAAAUAUGAAUCAAGCAUCAACCAGUAUGCUUAGCUCCACCAAUCAAUUGCUAUCUGAGAAAUAGUAUCCCUUAAUGAAUGAAAACCAGCAAGUGUUCGUGAGGAACAGGAGGAAGAAGCAGUUCAGGAAUAUGAGCUCGCAUGGGUUCGAUACCUACGACAUGAUGAUUAAUAGAAUGCCUAACUUAUCGCCCCUCAGUCAUAUAGCACUCGCUCCCUUCCUAGAGGAAACGCAGUAACUUAAGUAGAUCAGAAGGCAGAGAGAGAUCCUUAAUUAAACUGCCAAAAUAUGA
Molecule: messenger RNA, 3666 nt
Organism: Stylonychia lemnae
Lineage: Eukaryota; Ciliophora; Spirotrichea; Sporadotrichida; Oxytrichidae
Source: the annotation of a GenBank genome assembly